CCAGGAUUGGCAGGUCUGCGUAGGCCAGGAGCUGCACCAGCCGCGGAAGCACCCCAACCUCCACCACCACAUGGAUGCGAUCAUUCGAGCCAUCUGUCAGGAGCCUACAACUCUCUUCCUAGCCUCUUCUCCUUCUUCUUCCUUCCUGCUUCUGCCUUGUGCCUAACCCCGAGCCAAGAUGCCUGGCGGAUACAAAGGAGAAUGCGGGGAUGAUGUGGAUCCUAUGCCAUUUCUGGCUCCUAGCGAGAAAGAGAGGAUUGAGGCUAUAAGCAAGCCGUACGAUAUCAAGAAGUCUGUCUGGGUCAAGGAUGAAAAGGAGGGAUUUGUCGCUGGAGAGAUCCAAUCCGAGACGGAUACCCAAGUCACUGUGAAGACGGUGGCCAAUCAGACGGUUACCGUUAAGAAGGAUGAUGUCCAGCAGAUGAACCCACCCAAAUUCUACCAGGUCAAUGACAUGGCCAACAUGACCUUCCUAAACGAAGCCAGUGUCUUAGACAACCUGCGCCAGCGUUAUGUCCUGAUGAGGAUCUAUACCUACUCUGGCCUCUUCUGUGUCACCAUCAACCCUUAUAAGUGGCUGCCCAUCUACGGAUCCAGAGUGGCCCAGAUGUAUAAGGGCAGGAAGCGCACAGAGAUGCCACCUCACCUCUUCUCCAUCUCUGACAACGCCUACCAUGACAUGCUCAUGGAGCGUGAAAACCAGUCUAUGCUGAUCACUGGAGAAUCCGGAGCUGGCAAGACUGAAAAUACAAAGAAAGUUAUUCAGUACUUUGCCAACAUCGGUGGCACUGGCAAGGCCUCUACUGAUUCGAAGGGGUCCCUGGAAGAUCAAAUCAUCCAGGCUAACCCUGUACUGGAAGCCUUUGGAAAUGCCAAAACAACGAGGAACAACAAUUCUUCCCGCUUUGGUAAAUUCAUCCGAAUCCACUUUGGCAGCACAGGAAAACUGGCUGGAGCUGACAUUGAGAGUUAUCUCCUAGAGAAAUCUCGGGUCAUCUCUCAGCAACCUGCUGAAAGGGGCUAUCACAUCUUCUACCAGCUCCUCUCCAAUAAGAAGCCGGAUCUUGUUUCAUCCUUGCUUUGUGUGCCGGACCCCAAGGAGUACCACUGGACAAGCCAAGGAGUCACGAUUGUUGACAAUAUGGAUGACGGAGAGGAGCUGCUUCUCACAGAUGUGGCCUUUGACGUCCUAGGCUUCACUCAAGAAGAGAAGAUAAGCGUUUACAAGCUGACGGGAGGCAUAAUGCACUUCGGCAACAUGAAAUUCAAGCAGAAGCCAAGAGAGGAGCAGGCAGAAGUUGACACCGCUGAAGUGGCCGACAAAGUCGCCCACCUCAUGGCUCUCAACUCCGGGGAACUCCAGAAGGGCAUCACCCGGCCCCGGGUGAAAGUGGGCAACGAGUUUGUGCAGAAGGGGCAGAACAUGGACCAGUGCCACAACUCCGUCGGUGCCCUGGGCAAAGCCGUCUACGACAAGAUGUUCAAGUGGCUAGUCAUCAGGAUCAACAAGACCCUGGACACCAAGAUGCAAAGGCAGUUCUUUAUCGGGGUGCUGGAUAUCGCCGGCUUUGAAAUCUUUGAGUUCAACAGCUUCGAGCAGCUCUGCAUCAACUUCACCAACGAGAAGCUGCAGCAGUUCUUCAACCACCACAUGUUUGUGCUGGAGCAGGAAGAGUACAAGCGAGAAGGGAUCGACUGGGUCUUCAUUGACUUUGGUCUGGAUCUGCAGGCUUGCAUUGAGCUCCUGGAAAAGCCCAUGGGCAUCUUCUCCAUCCUUGAAGAGCAGUGUGUGUUCCCCAAGGCAACAGAUGCUACCUUCAAGGCUGCUCUCUAUGACAAUCAUCUCGGGAAGUCCCCCAACUUUCUGAAGCCCAAAGGAGGCAAAGGCAAAGGGGCUGAAGCCCACUUUGAACUGGUGCAUUAUGCUGGCACAGUGGGUUACAAUAUCACCGGGUGGCUGGAGAAGAACAAGGACCCCCUGAAUGAAACGGUGGUGGGCUUGUUCCAGAAGUCUGGGAUGGCCCUGCUCUGCACUCUCUUCAAAGAAGAGGAGGCCGCAGCUGGAACAACCAAGAAGCAGAAAAGGGGGUCCUCCUUUAUGACUGUCUCCAACUUCUAUAGGGAGCAGUUGAACAAGCUGAUGACCACCUUGCACAGCACAGCCCCUCAUUUCGUCCGCUGCAUCGUUCCUAAUGAGUUCAAGCAAUCCGGUGUGGUGGAUGCGCACCUGAUUUUGCACCAACUGGCAUGUAACGGCGUUUUGGAAGGUAUCCGUAUUUGCCGGAAAGGUUUCCCCAACAGGUUGCAGUACCCUGAGUUCAAGCAAAGGUACCAGGUGCUGAACCCCAACGUGAUCCCUCAGGGAUUCGUGGACAACAAGAAGGCCUCAGAACUUCUCCUGGGAUCUCUGGACCUGGGAGAGAAUGAGUACAAAAUUGGGCAUACAAAGGUCUUCUUUCGCGCUGGAAUCUUGGCCAAGUUGGAAGACAUGCGAGACGACCGAUUGGCAAAGAUCAUGACCAUGCUACAGUGCAGGGGCCGGGGCUUCCUGAUGAGGAUUGAGUUCAAGAAGAUGCUAGACAGAAGGCUGGGCCUGAUGCUUAUCCAGAGGAAUGUCCGCAACUUCUUGCAGAUGCGGUACUGGGGCUGGUGGAAGCUCUAUAACAAGGUCAAACCUCUGCUGAAUGUGGCCCGGCAAGAGGAGGAAAUGAAAGCAAAGGAGGAGGAACUGAGGAGCGCCAUGUCAAAGACGCAGGAGCUGAUGGACCGUGUCAAAGAGCUGGAAGAAAAGACAAACAGCCUCAUCCAGGAGAAGAAUGACUUGACUAUCCAGCUGCAGGCCGAGCAAGAGAAUCUGAUGGAUUCUGAGGAACGCCUGACCCAAAUGAUGAAAUCCAAGAUGGACCUGGAGAGUCAGAUCUCAGAUAUGAAAGAGCGCUUGGAGGAGGAGGAAGGCGCAGCGGCAUCUCUGGGUGCCAACAAGCGCAAACUGGAGGGAGAGCUCACGGAUCUCAAGAGGGACCUUGAGGGCCUAGAAACCACCCUCGCCAAGACAGAGAAGGAGAAGCAGGCUUUGGACCACAGAGUCAGAACCCUGACCACGGACCUUUCGGCACGGGAAGACUCUGUCACCAAACUCCAGAAGGAGAAGCGGGCUCUGGAGGAGUUGCACCAGAAAACGCUGGACGACCUUCAGGCUGAGGAGGACAAAGUGAAUCAUCUCACCAAAAACAACAGCAAACUUAGCACUCAGAUACAUGAGCUGGAGGACAACUGGGAGCAGGAGAAGAAGAUUCGUGCUGAGGUGGAGAAGGCCCGCCGCAAGGCUGAGGGCGACUUAAAGAUGACCAUUGAGAACCUCAACGAGAUGGAAAGGGCAAAGCUUGAUUUGGAGGAGGUGGUCAAGAAGCGAGACAUGGAAAUCAACUCCAUCACCGGCAAAGUGGAAGAUGAGCAGUCCCUGAACUCCACACUCCAGAGGAAACUGAAGGAGCAUCAGGCCCGGAUCGAAGAGCUGGAGGAAGAACUUGAAGCAGAACGUUCUAUAAGGGCAAAGGUUGAGAAGCAGCGCAGCGACAUCUCCCGGGAACUGGAAGAGCUCAGUGACAGGCUGGAAGAGGCUGGCGGGGCGACCACCUCUCAGAUUGAGCAGAACCGCAAGCGGGAGGCCGAGCUGCUGAAGCUCCGCCGGGAACUGGAGGAGGCUGCCUUGCAGAGUGAGGCCACGGCUUCCACCCUCCGCAAGAAGCACACGGACGCCAUGGCGGAGAUGACUGAGCACCUUGAGAACCUGCAGAGGGUGAAGUCCAAGCUGGAGAAAGACAAGCAGGUCAUGAAGGCUGAGAUUGAAGACCUCAGCGCCAGCAUGGAGACCAUCCAGAAGUCCAAGAUGAAUGCUGAUGCUCAUGUCCGCAAGCUGGAAGACAACCUGUCUGAAGCCAACGCAAGGCUGGCCGAGAUGGAGAAGAACCAUGCGGAAGUGAAUGCGAUCAGGAGCAGGCUCCAAGCUGAGAACAGCGAGCUGAGUCGGGAGCACGAGGAGAGCCAGACGAGGCUGAACCAGGUUCUCCGCGUCAAGACGUCCCUCACCUCCCAGGUGGACGACUUCAAGCGGCAGCUUGACGAAGAGUCCAAGGCUCGGAGCGCCGCCGUGGUAAGUCUGGCCAACACCAAGCAUGACCUGGACCUGAUCAAAGAGCAGCUGGAGGAAGAGCAAGGUGGGAAAUCAGAGCUGCAACGCUUGGUCUCCAAGCUCAACACCGAAGUCACCACGUGGAGGACCAAAUAUGAAACGGAUGCCAUUCAGAGGACAGAGGAGCUAGAAGAAACCAAGAGAAAGUUGACUGCCCGGCUCCAGGAGGCAGAGGAGACGGCUGAAACGGCUCAAGCCCGGGUGGCCAGCAUGGAGAAGAACAAGCAGAGGCUGCAGAUGGAAGUGGAAGACCUCACUCUGGAUCUCGAGAAGGCCAAUGCAGCCUGCGCAGCCCUGGACAAGAAGCAGAGAGCCUUUGACAAGAUGCUAGCGGAGUGGCACCAGAAGUGCGAGGAGCUGCAGCUGGAGGUGGACAACUCCCAGAAGGAGUGCCGCAUGUACAUGACAGAGAACUUCAAGCUCAAGACGGCCUACGAGGAAUCCUUGGAGCACUUGGAAUCUGUGAAGAAGGAUAACAAGACCCUCCAGGAGGAGAUUAAAGAUCUGAUCGACCAGCUGGGCGAGGGCGGAAGGAGUGUCCAUGAGCUGCAGAAGAUGAAGAAGAAACUGGAGCUCGAGAAGGACGAGCUGCAGGUGGCCCUGGAAGAAGCGGAAUCGACCCUGGAGGUGGAAGAGAGCAAGCUUAUCCGCAUCCAACUUGAACUGGCGCAAGUCAAGGCAGACAUUGACAGGAGAAUUCAUGAGAAGGAGGAAGAGUUUGAGGCCACAAGGAAAAACCACCAGCGGGCCAUUGAGGCCCUUCAGUCCAGCCUGGAGCUGGAGGCAAAAGGCCGGGCUGAGGCGCUCCGUCUGAAAAAGAAGAUGGAGACCGACCUGAACGAGAUGGAGAUCCAGCUGGACCAUGCCAACAGGAACAACAGUGAGCUGGUCAAGACGCUGAAGAAACUCCAGCAACAGAUCAAGGACCUCCAGAUCCAGAUGGACGAGGAUGCCCGCCAGCAUGAAGAGCUCCGGGAACAGUACAAUCUCCAGGAGCGCCGCCUCAGCCUUCUCCAAACAGAGCUGGAGGAAGUUCGCACCGGCCUGGAGGGCAGCGAGCGCUCCCGCAAACUGCUUGAGCAGGAAUUGGUGGAGGUCUCCGAGAGGCACAAUGAACUCAGCGUCCAGAACCAAAGCCUGCUGGUGAUCAAGAGGAAACUGGAAUCUGACCUCCAGCGCCUCACUAAUGAUCACGAGGAGCUCAUCAGCGAGUUCCGAACGGCGGACGAGAAAGCAAAGAAGGCAGUGGCCGAUGCGACCCGCAUGGCAGAGGAGCUGCGCCAGGAGCAAGAUCACUCCAUGCACCUGGAGAGGAUUAAGAAGAACCACGAGGUCACCAUAAAAGACCUGCAAGUCAAGAUGGAGGAAGCUGAGCAAAUGGCCCUGAAAGGAGGGAAGCGAACCAUCAUGAAGCUCGAGACCAAGAUCAAGGAGCUGGAAACAGAGCUGGACUCGGAGCAGAAGCGCCACGUGGAGACGAUGAAAAUCGUGCACAAGAACGAGCGUCGCCUGAAGGAGCUGGUCUUCCAAACGGAGGAGGACCACAAGACCAACCAGCGCUUGCAGGAGCUGGUGGAGAAGCUGCAGAACAAGAUGAAGACCUACAAGAGGCAGAUCGAGGAAGCUGAAGAACAGGCUAACCAGAGUCUGGCGAGGUACCGGAAGACGGUGCAUGAGUUGGACGAUGCUGAAGAGAGGGCUGGAAUGGCUGAGUCGGCCCUGAACAAACUACGCACGAGGCACAGAGUCUCAGCAGGCAAAGCAUUCACCUCCGUAGAAAUAAUCCAGGUUGCCAAGUCCUCCAGCUCCUCCAAGUCAACGGCUGAGGAAUAGCUCCCGUCUCUUUGGACCUGCAGC
Molecule: messenger RNA, 6049 nt
Organism: Zootoca vivipara (common lizard)
Lineage: Eukaryota; Metazoa; Chordata; Lepidosauria; Squamata; Lacertidae
Source: RefSeq, a predicted model, not a curated record